AUGGCGGGUCAAAUCUCAAUUGAGUGGGCUUGGUGUGGCCUCCUCGUCCUCAUGUUGACCACCAAAGACUCCAAGACUUGGGGCGUUAAAGAUACAUUUUCGACAUCCGCAGUGCCAUCUGGUCUGGCAAGGAAAGGAAUCAGGGACACUUUAUCAGAGGCAAUAUUUGGUCACGACAAUCAAGUUCGCGUGGUUUCUUACAAUGUUUGCGGCUUUGGUGCAGGCUUCAAGGACAUUGAUCCAGAACAAGUCACCAGGGUGUAUGGACAGUUGCGGACGGAUUUGAGCGAACUUAAGGCUGAUAUCGUGUGCUUGAAUGAAGUCAAAAGGAUGAAGCUUGAGGAUCCCGAAGGCAAUCAACGGGAGGAUACGUUGGAAGCUCUAGCGGAGGAUUUGGAAGAGAUGGAGUACUUUUUUGCUCACGCAAACCCUGGCUACGAAUCCUUUGGCAAUGCCAUUUUGGUGAGCAAAAAGCUUCAGGUCAUUCACUGUGAUUCCACGCACUUGGAAGGAGGAUCUUAUGUUUCUACUCCCGUGGGGAAGAAGCACAUUGGUAGAGGCUGUCUUGCUGUAUGCGUGGCCUUACGACCACAACAGAAGGACAAGUCUGAGAGUGAAGCUCAACGCUUUGCUGUGUUGGCUACCCACCUGGAUCACAUCUCUGAGGCAGAAAGGCUGCGACAAACUGAAUCCAUCCUCUUCCACCGGGCACGGCUUAGCAAAGGCCUUCCGCAUCUACUUGUCGGCGAUCUCAAUGCCAUGAAGCGUUCGGACUACUCGGCAAAGGAGUGGGCUGCAUUGGAGACGCGGAAUUCAGAGAACCGCUGGUCACCGCCAGAAGACUCUGCUGCCUUGGCGGCUUUGGAAGCGGCAGGCUACCGAGACCUCGGCAGGCUACCGCAGACUCAGCAAACGUCAAGGUGGACUCUUCGGGCAGACCCACCUGCUCGAAUAGAUUACAUCUAUGCUUCGGAUGACUUUCAGCACAUAGGCACUUUCAGCGCAGCCUUUGUUGCACAAGCGGUCGGAUCUGAUCAUCUUCCCCUGGUGUUCGAUGUCCUCCUCAAGUCAGAUUAA
Messenger RNA from Durusdinium trenchii, 1077 nucleotides. The record is from the annotation of a GenBank genome assembly. Lineage: Eukaryota; Dinophyceae; Suessiales; Symbiodiniaceae.